AUGACGAUCUGUACUUAUAACGCACGCACGCUUGCAUCGGAAGCGGCCAUCGAAGAUCUGAUGGUGCAAGCCAAGAAGAUCAAGUACGACGUCAUCGGACUGACCGAGACGAGACGACGUCACUCUCUCAACGCUGUAUUUGAAACUGGAGAAGAACUGUUCUUAGGAACAUGCGACAGUAGAGGUGUUGGUGGAGUUGGCGUCCUCGUCAACACGAGUAUGGCACAGAACAUCGACUCUUUCGAACAACUCACGACCCGAAUCGGACGUCUGCGGACGAGAAGAUGUGGUCCCACACCGGCUUUGACUAUCUUCGUCGCUUACGCUCCAACAUCAAGCUACGAAGAAGAAGAAGUCGAAGCUUUCUAUAUGGACCUGGAGAAGUUCUACCGAGAAGAUCAUGCCUUUUACAAGGUCAUAAUUGGCGACUUCAACGCCAAAGUUGGCCCAAGAAGAACGCCGGAGGAACUUUACAUCGGCACCCACGGCCUACAAUGGAAUGACCAGGGGGAGAGGCUUUCCGAGUUCAUCAUGACGACUAAGACCAUCCAUGGGAACUCGCAAUUCCAGAAGCCCUCCUCUCUACGCUGGACGUGGGAGUCACCCGGUGGAGGGUACCGUAAUGAGAUAGAUCACAUCAUCGUCAAUAAAAGGUUCUGCCUGACGGAUGUCGCUGUUGUACCAAAGUUCUAUACGGGAUCGGACCAUCGCCUCCUCCGAGGAAGAUUUUCUUUCACGCGGAGAGCAGAGAAAGCCGCCAAGUUCAGCAAGAGAAAUCCCAGAACUACCAUCAACUGGGAUCUCUUCGCUACGUUAGCCGGCUUUUGGGAAGAUUCCGCAAUGGACAACAUCGACGAGGAAUACGACCGGCUUGUCAAACACCUUCAUGACUGCGCGAAGAAGGCUGAGAGUAUUAAAACAACCAAGAGACGCCUGUCUCUUGAAACUCUUGAGCUGAUACGCCAGCGUGGAGCAGCACGAGCCGCAGGGAACCAAGAGCUUACGUCCGAGCUCGCAAGGCUUUGCAGAGAGGCGAUAAAGAAAGACCUUAAAGAGAGAAGAGCAGAAGUGCUGGCUGAAGCAGCAGAGGCGGGAAAAAGCAUCCGCUAUGCCCGCCGAGACUUCGCCAGUCGCAAGACAAGGAUGACAGCUCUCCGGAACCCGAAGGGAACAACCAUUGCAUCGAGAAGGGGAAUGGAGAAAAUCAUCUACGACUUCUACUCUGAUCUCUUCGACAGCCGUGCCCACUUGCCUCCUCACCAUCUGAGGGAAGAUGGACAUGUCAUUCCAGCGGUUCUCCCGUCCGAAAUACGACAUGCUAUCAUGUCGGUGAGAAAUCGUACAGCAGCCGGUCCCGACAGAAUAAAACCAGAACACCUGAAGAACCUUCCGCCAGUACUCAUCAACACCCUGGCGAGGAUCUUCACACGUUACCUGUCGGAAUGCAAGGUCCCUAAACAGUGGAAGACCAGCAAGACCGUGUUGCUGUAUAAAAAGGAGAUCCACAUGACAUCGGCAACUAUCGCCCAAUCUGCUUACUGUCCGUCAUCUACAAGCUCUUCACAAGAGUGA
Molecule: messenger RNA, 1572 nt
Organism: Necator americanus (New World hookworm)
Lineage: Eukaryota; Metazoa; Nematoda; Chromadorea; Rhabditida; Ancylostomatidae
Exons: 1
Coding region: 1-1572 (523 amino acids)
Molecular function (GO): catalytic activity
Source: RefSeq, a predicted model, not a curated record